Messenger RNA from Phaeoacremonium minimum UCRPA7, 1128 nucleotides. RefSeq names its product putative glycosyltransferase family 69 protein. The transcript has a single exon. Bases 1 to 1128 code for a protein of 375 amino acids. NCBI's taxonomy places the organism in Eukaryota, Fungi, Ascomycota, Sordariomycetes, Togniniales, Togniniaceae. The record is from RefSeq and is a predicted model, not a curated record.
AUGAUUGGGCCAAGUAAUGUGUUCCUGAGCAUUUACGAGAACGACAGCGGCCCGGAAGGCAUCGCGGCGCUGGAGGACUUCAAGAAGAAGGUGCCUUGCAAGCACGAAAUCGUCAGCGACGCGCACGUAUCGCUGCAAGGAUUCCCCAGGGUGACUAUGCCUGAUGGCAGCCAACGGACCAAGAGGCUUGCCUACCUCUCGGAGAUGCGCAACAGGGCUCUGAGACCUCUGGACAGGUUCACAACUAAAGCCGGCUCGGUGGAGUUUGACAAGAUCAUGUUUCUCAAUGAUGUUGCGUUUCGGCCAGUAGAUGCUGCGCAUCUGCUAUUCAAUACAGACAUCGACAGGGACGGGCACACCAGGUAUUUGGCAGCUUGCGCCCUGGACUACAAAAACCCCUUUCUCUUCUACGAUCUGUAUGCACAGCGCGACGCUCACGGGUACUCUAAUGGACUGCCUUUCUUCCCGAUCUUCAGCUUUUCAGGGAAUGAGACUUCGCGACAGAACAUGCUUGACCAGAAAGACGCUGUCCGUGUCAGCUCGUGCUGGAGCGGGAUGGUGGCGAUGCAGGCGCGGUACGUCCAGAAUAGGAACUCCUCACUGCCAUCGCCCGGCUGGCAAGAUGUCAACUCGCAUGUCAUCGAGCCAGCACGGCCGACCAACGUCACAGCUCCGGUGCGAUUUCGCCACGAGCCCGAGAUCUUCUACGAUGCUUGCGAGUGCUGCUUGUUCAUGGCGGAUGUGGCCGAGGCAGCACGCAAGGCCGAUGCCAGGGAGAGAGCCAUCUAUGUCAACCCGUAUAUCAGGGUAGCGUACGACUUCAACACUCUCAGCUGGCUUCCGCUCGUGCGGCGCUGGGAACGCGUAUUUGCCGUCCCUCAUGCCAUGUUGAGCAAGCUCGCUCGCCUGCCUACCCAUAAUCCAUACCGCACCGUCAAAGAAGGCGAAGUAUUCACGGAGGAGGUCUGGGAUGGGAAACAGUGGAGGCUUGUCGACCGCGUUGGCCGGAACGGUCUUUUCUGCGGCGCCCGGGAAAUGCAGCUCAUACAGGAGGGCGAGCGGACAGACGAUGUGAAUUGGAUUGAUGCGAAGAUUCCUGCCGGUCAGGCGCUGCAUUUUCCGAUCUGA